AUGGAAGACGGGGAGGUUUCAGGGAAAAGGAGCAGGAAUAUGGAGGAGAGGAAUGAUGCAGAUAAGAUUGAUGAUGUGAUGUUGCCUGGUUUUCGAUUUCAUCCUACAGAUGAGGAACUUGUGGGGUUCUACCUGAGGAGAAAGAUUCAACAGCUAUCUCUUCCUAUUGAGCUGAUCAAGCAAGUGGACAUUUACAAAUAUGACCCGUGGGAUCUUCCAAGUAAGAUAAUCCAUCUCCAUGCACACUGUUCUCUGAAACUUUCUUAG
Ilex paraguariensis (yerba mate) is the source of this 267-nucleotide messenger RNA. NCBI's taxonomy places the organism in Eukaryota, Viridiplantae, Streptophyta, Magnoliopsida, Aquifoliales, Aquifoliaceae. The record is from the annotation of a GenBank genome assembly.